AUGGACUCGGUGUCAAUCCCCUGGAAAAUAAUGGCACGUUUCCUUCUGGGCUUCGGGGAGAAGCGGGAGCCAGAGUCUCGAUUCCGAUCAGCAUCAAUCAGUCAGGCUUCAGGGACAGGAGAUGUGCCGGCCACGGCAGGAGCUGGAGGGAUAAUGGGAAUAGCGGGUGAUGAUAACCGCACAGGAAACGAGGAAGAUGAAGCUGAGAUGAACUUUCCGUUACGGCUCUCUCCUUCUUUCCUUCCAGUUUCUCCGAAGAUAUUUCGUAUUUCGAGUGACAUCGUGGUGAACGAAGGCAGCAACGUUACUCUGGUGUGCCUGGCCACGGGGAAGCCGGAGCCUUCCAUUUCCUGGAGACACAUCUCUCCCUCUGCAAAACCCUUUGAGAGCGGGCAGUACCUGGACAUCUACGGAAUUACAAGAGACCAGGCUGGGGAGUAUGAAUGCAGUGCGGAAAACGAUGUCUCGGUCCCAGAUGUGAAAAAAGUAAAAGUCACAGUAAACUUUGCCCCCACAAUUCAGGAACUUAAAUCCAGCGGUGUGGUGCUUGGAGGGAACGGACUGAUACGGUGCGAAGGUGCAGGAGUUCCUGCCCCGGUCUUUGAGUGGUACAAAGGAGAGAGGAAACUGAUCAAUGGUCAACAAGGAAUUACUAUUAAAAAUUAUAGUACAAGAUCACUUCUUACUGUUACCAAUGUGACAGAAGAGCAUUUUGGCAACUAUACAUGUGUCGCUGCCAACAAGCUAGGGACGACCAAUGCCAGCCUGCCUCUCAACCCUCCCAGUACAGCCCAGUACGGGAUCACCGGUGACGCUGAAGUCCUCUUCUCCUGCUGGUACCUUGUGUUGACACUGUCCUCCCUCACCAGCAUAUUCUACCUGAAGAACAUCAUUCUGCACUAAAUGUAAAGACCCAUAAAAGGCUUUUAAGGAUUCUCUGAAAGUGCUGAUGACUGGAUCCAAUCUGGUAGAGUUUGUUAAAAGCAGCGUGGGAUAUAAUCAGCAGUGCUUACAUGGGGAUGAUCGCCUUCUGUAGAAUUGCUCAUUAUGUAAAUACUUUUUUUUUUUUUUUUUUUUUUUUUUGAUUAGCUGCAUUACCUUGUGAAGCAGUACACAUUGUCCUUUUUUAAGACGUGAAAGCUCUGAAAUUACUUUUAGAGGAUAUUAAUUGUGAUUUCAUGUUUGUAAUCUACAAGUUUUCAAAAGCAUUCAGUCAUGGUCUGCUGAGUUGCAGGCCGUAGUUUACAAAAAAAAAAAUAUAUAUAUAUAUUGCAGUAAAAAUGUGCUUCUUUAAGGCUGCAAUACAAAUAUUCAGUUCCCUUCUUAAAUAGCAUUCUAUCCACAUUUACACAGAAACACUUUUUUUUUCUUUUUUGAUAAAAAACGAAAAACAAAAAACAAAUAAUAUUGCCUUCAAAAUAUUUCUUCAAAAUAUUACACAUAUCUAGAUUUUCUUCUAGCAUGAUAUUCAGGUUUCAAGAAUGAGCCUUGUAUUAUAACUGCAUUGUGCAGUACUGCUUUCUGUUUCCUUCCUCUUUUUUUCCUGCAAAUUCAGCAUGGGUGUGCCUUCAUAAACCACUACUUUCCUCUUCCUCUCCAACCAAUCUGGAAUGUGUUUUGGGAAAUGCUAAAGCAUCCUUCUGAGCAUAAGAAAUCUCCUGUCGAGGACAAAGGUGCUAGUGGUUAAAAGGAAAAAAAAAACCUCCUGUCCCAUCUCCAGGGGGGGUCAUCAAACUGCUUCCGACUUAGGUUUUUAGGCAACCAGUCAAGGACAGCACCAACUCCUCCUUCUGUUUUCCAUCACCCAUCACUAACCAGUAGGUAAUCUCUGUAAAAACUAGUUUUCCCGUUACAAAACGGAACGCCAAUUAUUUCGAGGCAUCUUUUGAAUGUAGGAACGUUUCCCUUAGUCACGCUAAAUCAAAAUUCCUAAAUGGCUGUAAAUGUCUGAAGCUGAAUAGUCCCUUUUGUAUUACUGGCAAAAACUAUGUGAAUCGGUAUUUUUCUUGCACUUAAUUUUGUACUGGUUUGGCUAAUUUAGCAGUGAUAAAGGAUGCUUUUAAAUAUUAGAUAUCUGAAAAUACAUGAAGUAUCAAGCAGAAUUUUAUAUAUAUACAUAUAUAUAUAUAUAAAAUACAUAUAUAUAUUAAAACGAGGUUGCUCCAAUAACUGUACUGAAGUGCAUGUUGCCGUCCCUGACAGAAUCACCUUGACAGACGGGACUCCAUUACCGACGUACUAACACUGCACAAGUAUCGUAGCACAGCAGUUAAGUCCUCACACACAAUUCCUAGUACUGCAGUCCAUCAAGAUAAUACUCUCAUUUCACUCAGUGAAGGAUCAAGUUUAAAAAUAGCAUAGAAUGCUACUAACUUUUUUUUU
Messenger RNA from Athene cunicularia (burrowing owl), 2382 nucleotides. It is a transcript of the gene NEGR1, whose product is annotated as neuronal growth regulator 1. Lineage: Eukaryota; Metazoa; Chordata; Aves; Strigiformes; Strigidae. The transcript has 7 exons. The record is from RefSeq and is a predicted model, not a curated record. Bases 1 to 903 code for a protein of 300 amino acids.